UAAAACUCUCAUCAGCAAUCAAUUCAGUUCCGACCACAUGAAAUACCAACUAAACAAUUUUUUCUCUCAAAAUCAAACAAAGAAAGAAAAUACGAGUACCUGGAUUAAAUUGCACGCACACGAGGAGAUUAAAUUCACGCAAACGAGCGGAUAACAAGUGGCAAUAAAAAAAAAAUCACACUUGAACAAAUAAAAUGGAUAACUCUGUUUACCAGUACUGGAUGAUUCCAGCAAUCUACACGAUAAUAGUGGCGCUGGGGGCACCCCUGAACGGAUUGGCAGUCGUCAUGCUGAGCCGAAAGAAGAAGACCUCAACGUCAAUCUACCUGCUGACGCUCGCCAUGGUGGAUCUGUUCUACCUGCUCUUCUUGCCAUUCAAAAUCUACUACAACACCCAAAUGAAUAACUGGACCCUCCCCACAAUCCUGUGCCGUCUGUACGUCAUCUUCUUCUUCACCAACACCUACUUCACGCUCAUCAUGCUGGCCGUCAUCAGCGUCGACCGCUACCUGGCCAUCGUGCAUCCGCUGUGGAUCUCGCGUUGGCGUGAUCCGAGGACUGCGUGGCGCGUGUCUCUCGUGGUGAUGGUCGUAACGUCAAUCCACAACGUGCCCGUAAACUCUGUCACCGUUCUCAACUACGACAAUACCACCUAUGUCAACGGAGCGCCUGUCCUCCGGUGCUACGAGAUCUUCAGCAAACAAGAGUACGACUUGUUAAUCCCUUACAGGCUGUACAUCUUUUUUUCCCUCUAUCUUUUAUCGGUCCUCACGGUGUUAUUCGCCUACGGAAAUGUGCUCAAAGUACUCAUUAACAGUAAAGGCAAAACCGAGCUCGUGAGCCGCGAGAAAAAAAUGAGGGCGGCUAAGGUCACCGCUGUGAAUUUAUUCAUUUACGUGGUGUGUCUCACUCCGUUCAACUCCACCCACGUCGUGGGAUUCUUGCAGAGCAAAUCGACGACGUUUUCGGGACACACCAUCGCUUUGCUGCGAGACAUCACGCUCUGUCUCAACGCCCUCAACAGCCUCUUCGACGUGCUCAUCAUUUACAUCGCCACGCCUUCUCUUCGCAAAUGGCUGAUUAACGUUUUAAAGUGCAAAUUUAAGGAAAAUCAGGUUGCAGCCCUCAACAUAUCGGGGUAA
Molecule: messenger RNA, 1142 nt
Organism: Lethenteron reissneri (Far Eastern brook lamprey)
Lineage: Eukaryota; Metazoa; Chordata; Hyperoartia; Petromyzontiformes; Petromyzontidae
Product: free fatty acid receptor 3-like
Biological process (GO): positive regulation of Rho protein signal transduction; phospholipase C-activating G protein-coupled receptor signaling pathway
Cellular component (GO): plasma membrane
Molecular function (GO): G protein-coupled receptor activity
Source: RefSeq, a predicted model, not a curated record